This is a messenger RNA of Penicillium cosmopolitanum, 516 nucleotides long. RefSeq lists its product as uncharacterized. NCBI's taxonomy places the organism in Eukaryota, Fungi, Ascomycota, Eurotiomycetes, Eurotiales, Aspergillaceae. The record is from RefSeq and is a predicted model, not a curated record. The transcript has a single exon. Bases 1 to 516 code for a protein of 171 amino acids.
AUGCACUCUCAAUCAUACCAAUCUGGUCAGUAUCCCAAGCGAUCCCUGUCCCAAACUUCUACCACCACCACCUCCUCGCGCUCCAGUCAGCGUUCCGACGAGAAGAAACACUCCAGCACAUCUUCCAAUCCGAUCACCAGGCGAUUCCGAUCAGCCUCAAAGCCAUUGAACCCGAUCGCAAUUUCUCAGAGUCAUUCAAGACACAAAUCCGCCAGCAUGUCUCAGCCUCGUGACAUCCCCCGCAGUGCUCCUCACAACCACACCUACUUCGAUCAACAUCACGGCUCUACAAGCCCUGUUCAGAUGUCGCCCGACGAAUCGUCACCUGGUUCACCUAAAGGAGAAUUCCCGAGGCGUGCUCCCACCCCGACUCGCAAGAACAGCGGCGACCACAAGCGCUACAGUGGAACCAUCAACCACUACGGGCGACACUCCAAUGACUGGCUUUUCGGUGGUUUCAGUGUUCGUGAGACCGUCCGUGACAGCUUUGACAAGCUUCGCAACAAGGAUGGUUGA